Messenger RNA from Daphnia pulex (common water flea), 3311 nucleotides. RefSeq lists its product as uncharacterized. Bases 410 to 2422 code for a protein of 670 amino acids. NCBI's taxonomy places the organism in Eukaryota, Metazoa, Arthropoda, Branchiopoda, Diplostraca, Daphniidae. The transcript has 7 exons. Gene Ontology annotation, molecular function: G protein-coupled receptor activity. Gene Ontology annotation, biological process: G protein-coupled receptor signaling pathway. Gene Ontology annotation, cellular component: photoreceptor outer segment; membrane. The record is from RefSeq and is a predicted model, not a curated record.
UAGUCGACUGCUGCUGCCGGAUCGUGGAACAGUUACACACAGCACCAGCAGCCAAACUUGUUGUCAUUCGAUUGUUCGAUCGCCGAGUCCAAACUGAAUGUUGUCCAUUUUCAUUUGACAUUUGUGUGUACAUUUCGGGAAUUAAGUUUAACCCCUUUUUUCUUUUUCUGUUGUCCAAAAGAUAAAAGGUGCGCCCAGAAAAGACUUUGUGUGUUUCAUGUCAAGAUGACGGACGACGUUACUGGGCCCAAUUUAAGUGGAUGCCGGAAUCCCCGAGUGAAUUUCGACGUCCUAUCCAUCAAUUGGAUUCUGGGAGAUCCGUGACGGCUUCAGCCGAGCUACAGCAGUGGCUGGCCCAGUAGAUUGACAUAGAACUCGCAGCCGGACAACACAGCGCGACGAAUAGAGGAUGGCCAGCAUUUUUGUCAAUUCCAGCACGAGCGCCGGCGACACUUCCGCCAAUUUUUCAGCCGGAGCCGUUCUCUUGCGAUUCAUCCUGGAUCUGGUCAAAGAUCAGCGCCAUCAAAGUGAAACUAUCGGUCGUGAUCAAGUCAUUGUGACAAACACUUCCGCAACUCCUGAUGCCGACCAGGAAUGGAUGGCCCAGCAUUUGCUGAUGCCCAUCUGGGCCUACCAGUCGGCCGCCGGUUAUUUGAUCUUCAUCAGCGUCCUUGGUCUCUUCAUGAACAUUGUCGUCGUCCUAGUCAUCAUCAACGACCCUCAGAAGUCGCCGCUGAAUUGGAUGUUGCUCAAUUUGGCCUGUUCCGACGGAAUGAUUGCCGGAUUCGGGACGCCCAUCUCGGCAGCUGCAGCUCUGCAAUAUAAUUGGCCUUUCAGCGAUGAAUUGUGUGUCGCCUACGCCAUGAUCAUGUCCACUGCAGGAAUCGGAUCGAUCACGACAUUGACGGCGCUGGCCUUGUGGCGAUGUCAACUGGUCGUGUACUGCCCGGCCAAGCGGAGCGGGGCCUUCGCCAAUCACCACAGCGGCGGCGGCGGCGGCGGCGGCAGCGCCAAACUGGGCCGAGUCCAGGCCGCCGUUUUGCUGACUCUCAUCUGGGCCUAUUCGUUGGCCGUCACUUGCCCGCCGCUAUUCGGAUGGGGACGCUACGACAGAGAAGCCGCCCACAUCAGCUGCUCGGUCAACUGGGAGUCCAAGAUGGCCAACAACCGGUCGUACAUCCUCUACAUGUUCGCCUUUGGAUUAUUCGUCCCCCUGGUCGUCAUCAUUUGCUCUUACGUCAGCAUCUUACGUGUAGUCAAAAAGACGGGCAAGUUCAAGAGGUCCAUGAUGGUGACGUUUCAGCCGACGCCGCAACACCAAAUCAGCGACCACCAAGCGAAUCCGACGGCAAAGAAAAUGGAACAGAAAAAAGGAAACGACGCGGCCGAGAAGCGAGUGACGGUGAUGGUGGCCUGUAUGGUCGGAGCCUUUAUGGCCGCCUGGACUCCUUAUUCCAUUCUGGCCCUCUUCGAGACUUUUAUCGGAGUCGCCGGCCAUUCCGGCGGACCAGGCAGGAACAUGUCGAACACGACGUUUAGCCUCGACGGCCAGCAGCAAUUCAACGACAACCAGCCGACGACCAGCAAUGAGGCAGACGACAGCCAUUUCUUUUAUUAUUACGUCGGAACUAUUUCGCCGGCAUUUGCCACCAUUCCGUCGCUCUUCGCCAAAACAUCCGCCGUCCUCAAUCCGCUCAUCUACGGACUACUCAACACUCAGUUCCGAUUGGCCUGGGAUAAAUUUACGACGCAGCUCCUGGGUCGCCAGCACCACCAACACAAUCACCGCCGCCAUAAGAAUAAACACCUGCGACACUUACUCAACUGCCCAAGCGGAUCGCCAACGUUAAAGCCGUCGGCGUCUGUCCACCUGUCGAUGAAAGAUAUUGUUUCCAACGAGUCGCAAUCGGCUUACGUCAUGCCCAACACGCACACCGGGCAGCCGGGCAUCAACUUAGCCAUCAGUCCUCCCAUUAUGCGUUACCUCAUCCAGCAACAACGGCGCCAGCCGUCAAAGUCCAGUCUCUUUGACGAACCUGAGACGUCCUUCACCUACCAACAGCCCAUCCGGAUGAAACCGUGCAAGAAUUCCCUGCAGGAUCAGCCGGAAGAGGAGGUCAUCAAGUCGGUGAUGCUGCUGGCAGUCGGUUCGAUCUCCGGGAGCGUCACCAACGACAACCCGAACGAAGACUCUGCUUUCUCCCAGCAGACGUCGUUCGUCGAAGAUAACACCAUCGACAGCGGGUUGGUCCUUCAUGGCGACACCGUCCCGUCACAGUCGCCAAUUAGGCUGCCGGCAACGACCCAAUCCAAUCAAAACGAUCGCAGAAUUAUCGACGAUGGCGAUGGCGUGGCCAAUGCUGUAAUAGGAGCCGACAACAUCAUCAGGAUCAGUUACAUCACGGCGUCUGUUGAUUGCUGAGCGGUUAUGGCCUCAUGGAAUCGGAACGGGAAAUUUGAUGACAAACUUUAUCGACAAGUUCAAAAUGAGGUGAGAUUACGUAGAGUUGACUAUCCUGUUGUAUAAUCCAAAAGUUCCGUAUCAUUUUAUUCAUAUCAAAGAUGACCUAUUUAAAUAUUGCAUUAGUUAUUAUUACGACAUCGGGUAAUCACCCUUUUCAAUUAUUUCCUACAGCCACCGGAAAUGUAAAUUGAUCUCACACGACGCUACUUGCAUAGUCUAUUCCUAUUGCCGAAUUGAUGUUUAUUCAUGAUUCCCACGGAACCUUAAACAAAUGCCCACUCUUAUUAUCAUGAUUAUUAUGCAAAUAAUCUCAAACGUUGACGAAUAUUAUUCUAAAUUUUAAGCCGUAUUAUGGCAAUUUGAGAAAAUGUUUUCCGUAAAAUAGUUGAUUCAAACGAAUAACCCACUGUCAUUAUAUUGCCCGUGUGUCUUUCCUUUCGCUUGUCAAUCACAACUCACAUUAUCAGAUUUAUUAUUAUAUUAUGGUCUAGAGCAUCUAGACAUUUAAAAAUACUACCAUAUCCAACAUAACCCAAAAAAAUUAUUCUGGAUGUACAUAUAUACUUGUUAGUUGUUACAAGUGUUUUUUAAACAUAGCUAAAAAUUGAUCACAGGGUUGUCUGUAUAAAUAAAACAUUUUACCGGGAAUUGAUUCCACGUGAUUUGUUUUUUUAGUUGGAAGUAUUACGGCUUCAACAUUUCAGUAUUCAAGAUGCGCUCUACAAAGGCUUUGCUGUCUUCCUCUCCGAUUGCUAUUUUUGUUGAGUAUUAUGCUAUCUACGUACAUACAACCGCAUUUUCUUUUUUCAAUAUAUAUUUCCGACAGUUGUGAUUGUCCAUCGGGAAA